CCACUAUGGGAUUUUCAGCACACAGGGAAAAUGGUCUUUAAGUUUUUUUCAGAGCUUGUGGCAGUGAAAAUUUCUAACAAAUCUAGUAAUCUGCUUCUCAAACGUAUCAAUUGUUGUCGAUCUUGACAUAAAUUAUCUGCAUCCAUAUAAUAAAGAUUAAUUGACCGACAGGUGGGUCAGAUCAAAUGUUGGAUAUGAUCAAUCGUCGUCAAAAAUGCCCUUCAAAGAUGGAGAUAACAAAAAAUUAGUACAGAAUAGUAACUUACUAUACUCAGGAAAGCGUGAAAAAUAAUAAACUACAUCAACAACACGUGCCAGGGUGGCGCAUGAAAUGGGAAAAAAAGAAUGCUUGUUUAUCUUACUGACGUUUCACAGAUAAACAUGUUUCAAAACGUAACUUCUCUCAGCUUCCGGUUGUGUAGGAUUGCACCGGGACGCAGCUCUUGACUCACCCAAAAUCGUCUCAUUUCCCGGAAGCGGGAACAAUGAACUCUGCUGACAUUUGCCCCUUUCAAACUUGACGUCCAUGCAAGUGGUUGUGGCUUAAUGAAGUCCACUUCCUUCAGCUGGUGAUGGCGGAUGAUGUCGAACAGGACGCCAUGAAGAAGAACUACCAUUUUGCUUCUGAGAAAAUAAACCCGGCCACAAGCCGCUAUCCUCACUGCAUUGUCUGGACGCCCAUUCCGGUGUUGUCGUGGUUGUUUCCUUUUAUAGGACAUAUGGGAAUCUGCACGUCCACCGGUGUCAUCCGCGACUUUGCUGGACCUUACAUGGUGUCUGAAGACAAUAUGGCAUUUGGAAGACCAACAAAAUACUGGAUGCUUGACAUCAGCAAGGUUUAUGCCAGUGGCUCUAAUGCUUGGGAUACAGCUGUGCAUGACGCCUCUGAGGAGUACAAACACAGAAUGCACAACCUCUGCUGUGAUAAUUGUCACUCUCAUGUUGCCAUGGCGCUGAAUCUGAUGAAAUAUGAAAACAAGACCACAUGGAACAUGGUCAACCUGUGCCUCCUCACUCUGAUCCAUGGAAAGCAUGUCAGCUGUGCUGGCUUCCUGAAGACCUGGCUGCCUUUCAUCUUGCUGGUGGGAAUCAUCUUGACCGUGGCCCUGACCCUCAAUCUGCGGUGACCAGGAACCAUCAUGCCCUGGAUUCCCAACACUCACAUUAUUGUGAAGUAGAAGAGCUGGUCUUCUGGUUUCUGCGAGGCCUCUACACUGAAGACAAAGGAGGCAGAUGCUGACAGUGGACGGAUGAGUUGACAAAGUCAGGACAAAGGAAGAUGAGAAUUGCUUCCCUCUUGAAGCGUUUGUAAAUGGGACCAUCUCCAGGCCGUGAUUGAUCCUAGAUGGUGAUUUUUCUGCUUCCACAAGCCUUUUUAAAUCACUGAAACGCCUUUAGCGGAGAUGUUCAGUCUCUUGUGCUUUGAACUAUUAUGCCGCCUUGGAUUGUGUUACAGAAAUGUUUGUCAUCUGUGACAUUUUUACCUCUAACUUGUGUAGGUUUACAUUUUCACCAGCGCUUCGAUUGUCAACCACUAUGAAUGUGAGUUUCAGGGACAAAACUGUCCCUGAAGAUGAAAAGUGCUAUUUUUGUCAAGGUUCUAAUCUAAUAAUUGUCUUUGAGAGGUUCAUCAUAUUCAGUUUUUUAUGUGAUCGCCAAGUUGAGAAAUUACUCGCCUUACACUUCUGGAGGUGGAGGAAGAAGCCUUUUAAAAUAAGUGGUAGAAAGUUCUCUGGGGAUGUUUUGAAAAUCUAGAAUCCACACGCAAUUGUCUGUCAUCGACACCAUGAUUUAAAACUUUAUAUAUUUAAAACCAAACGUGAACAUGCUUUGUUUGGAACAAUGUGCAAGGAAGAAAAAAAAUAUUUCUAAAUUUGAAAACACAAAAGGCAGUGACAUGAGCAUCAUAAAAUUCUGUAAAUGCCCUUUUUCAAACUUGUUAUCACUACUACCAAUGUCCUCUUUCAGUAAUCAAAAAAUUGAAACCAUUUUUUCCCUUUUCUUCCAACAUGGAGCCUACAUUGGUGCCUGUGUUGUGCAAUUGAUUCAGCAUAUGUAUUUUUUUUCUUUGAUUAAAGAUGGUUUUUGAUUUUGGGUACGAUGCUGUGAGCAGCAGCUGGUCUCCCAGAUUCUCAGGUUUUGAAACUUGCCAACCUCCUGCUGAAUAUCCUGACGUGCUCCUGCUGAGAGCUUGGACGAGUGUCACUGCUUUUGUUUCCUCUCCCCUGCAGAAUGCUUUCACAAGUGCUUGUUGAAUGUUGCUAUUUCUUCAAAGUCAGUCUUGGAAGCAAUGACAAUAUUGUAAAGGAAAUGGUGCCAGCAUAAGAGCAUACUGUAUUUUCUUUCAACAUUUGGCACAUUUAAAAAGUUAUGUAAUCCUGUAAUGAAGAUCAUUUAAUCCAUUGUCUUGUUCUGUUAUUGCGUGCGUGCGUUCUUGUACUAUCUUUGUGAGAACCUGUAUGAGUUAUCCUCACUUUGACAAGCCUCGGAGUUAAAACCAUAAAGUUGCUGGGUCAUUAUUAUUGGGUUUUUGUUUGGUUGAGAGUAAAGGUUAAGUUUAGCCAUUUGUUUUAGAUUGUUAGGUUUGGGUGAGAUGCUGGGGAUAGGGUUAUGUCAGUGAUGGUACUCACUAAGAUAGGAAGAUGUGUGCGCGUGCGCUUGUUUAUACUGUCUUGUGGGGUCCAAUUCCUGACAACACACUAUCCUUGUGGGGACCUUUUUGACGGUCUCACGGGUCCAAACCUCAAUUUGAGGAUGAAAACUUGAAAAUGAGUGGGUCAUUAUAAUUGGGUUUAAGUUUGGUUCAGAAUCCUGGUUAAGGUUAGGCACUUGUUUUGGAUGAUUACAUUUAGGGGGAGAGGUUGGGGAAAGCAUUAUGUCGAAACCUCAAAAUGUCCCCACAGGGUCAGCAAUACAAGCGUGUGUGCGCGUGCUGGUCUACUUGUAAAUUUGUUUCACUCCUGAAUCACUGCUGUGGGAAGUCUCCAUUGAUGUUUCAUAUCUUAAUUUGAGUAUUUAAAAAAAAUCUGUCAAUUUACCUGAUGAGCUUUUUCAAAGUGCUUAAUUCUCUCCAUGAAACUGCUUUGUUCUGCUCCAGCACUACUCGUGACAAAUCCUCAACAGUGAUGUGUUCACAGAGGUGUUUUGUCGAGAGACGAUUGACUGCUGAGCAGCUGGUGUGGUAUCCAGGAGCUAUGUCCAGGAAUCUGGGGACCUGUGGCCCUGUCUGAACACAGGAUCAUGUAUUGCAGCAUUAGUCUUAGCCUGCUUUAUUUCAUCUUCAGAUAUAAUUAUUUACAUAUCAAGAUCAUUUUUAGAAUGAAAGGUCUGAAGAUUGCUGUGAACAUGCAAAUAAACAGA
Messenger RNA from Synchiropus splendidus (mandarinfish), 3360 nucleotides. It is a transcript of the gene tmem222b, whose product is annotated as transmembrane protein 222b. Lineage: Eukaryota; Metazoa; Chordata; Actinopteri; Syngnathiformes; Callionymidae. The transcript is spliced from 7 exons. Bases 573 to 1127 code for a protein of 184 amino acids. The record is from RefSeq and is a predicted model, not a curated record.